UGUUUGUGUGGGUUUGCUAAUCGACUGCCCAAAUUUUCAAACACUGCUCAUGUAUCUACUUCCUCAACAGUCACUUUUUUGUGUCCACCACCCUGAACCUGAUGACAGCAUUGAAAAUGGACUGGAAUUUUGCAGUGUGCUUUUUCCUGAUUUCUGUACCUCAGUCAGUGGUGACUUUCAACAUUGAUCCAAAUUCAUGGAAAGCGUUCACCCAAAUCGAAAACACAGCCUUCGGCUACAAAGUGAUAAGCCAGAAAACCUCGAGUUUGAUUGUGAGUGAUCCCUUAAUCCAAAGUAGGAAUGAAAGAGGCAAGGUGUACAGCUGUGCAGUUGCGCAAGAAAAAUGCUCACCAGUACCAAUAAAUGUGCCCUCUGAGGCUGUCAACAUGUCCCUUGGAUUUUCAAUGACUAAAGAUCCCCAGUCUUCAAAGUUAGUGGUCUGUGGCCCAACCAUUCCCAAGAACUGUAAGCAUUUUACUGCAUACAAUGGCAUGUGUUUUAUAUUGGAUUCCAACAAUAAUCCAUCAGCACCUAUACCAAGUACUUUGAGAGAUUGCCCACCUCCAUCGCAAACAGACAUUGCUUUCUUGUUGGAUGGCUCUGGCAGUGUAAGCACUGGGGAUUUUACUAUAAUGAAGAAUUUUGUUAUAAGCAUGGUUAACGGAUUAAAAGACAGGGAUUUUCAGUUUGCAGUUGCACAAUAUUCUUCUAAGUGUGAAAUACACAUAAAAUUCAACAGCUUUUCAAGCACUGAUCAAAUACAUUGGAUCAAUCAAUUUAGGGGUGUUACCAAUACUGCCAAAGCUAUCAAAAAAGUUGUGUCUGAAUUAUUUACCCGUCAGGCAGGGGCCAGAGAAAAUGCUAACAGAGUGUUGGUGGUCAUCACUGAUGGUGAAUCACAUGACCGGAGUGAACUGGGAACUGCUGCUUGGGAAGCAGAGCAGAAGAAAAUUACUCGCUAUGCUAUCGGGGUCGGUAGUGCCUUUAACAGCCCAUCAGCAGAGAAUGAGUUGAGAACUAUUGCAUCGGAUCCAGAUAAUAAACACAUAUUUAAAGUGAAUGACUUUUCUGUACUGAAGGAAAUUCAAGACACACUGGAAGAGAAUAUCAUUGCAAUUGAGGGAACCCAGACUUCAGGAGAAUCCACAAGGAUGGAAUUUGCACAGGAUGGCUUCAGUGCAGACUUUGUUUCAUAUGAUAACAUAAUAAUGAGUGCAGUUGGAGCGUUUCAGUGGAAAGGUGGUUAUCAGAGGUACAAUUACCGUGGAACACCUUUAGACUCCUUUCAGAAGGGCGACAGUAAUGACAGUUAUUUAGGUUAUUCCAUGACAGUAGCAAAAACAUCCAGGGAGCUCUACUACAUCAUUCAGGGAGCUCCAAGAGAUAAGCAUAUGGGGAAAGUGACCAUAUCAGGCAAUGGAGUCUUUCAGACACUGGAUUCUCCUGAGCCUCAGAUUGGUGCCUAUUAUGGUGCUGAGUUAUGUGUGGUGGACUUGGAUUUGAACAGCGUCGCAGACCUUCUACUUGUUUCUGCUCCACUGCAUAAUGAGGGGGAUCAGGAAGGAAAAGUCUUCAUCUACACCUUUACCACAUCCUUGUCCCAGCGACGUGUAAACCUGAAUGUAAAGCACAUUCAGUCAGUGAAAGGAAUCCCAGGACAAAGGGGGAGGUUUGGCCUGACGUUGGCCAGCCCUGCAGAUCUAAACAGGGACGGUCUGGUGGAUGUAGUGAUAGGAGCACCUCUAGAGGAGAAAGGAGAGGGCAGCAUCUAUAUCUUUAAUGGAAGAAAAGAAGACAUUACCCCCACCUUCUCACAGAGAAUCACAGGCUCUUCUGUACGCACUGGGCUGCAAUUUUUUGGUUUUUCUCUGAGUCAGUCUGCUCUGGACCAUAGUGGAGACCAGCUGCCAGAUCUUGCUGUUGGUUCCAAAGGAGCAGUCAUACUUUUAAGAUCUAGACCCAUUGUGAAACUGUGGAACAAAGUAACUUACAACCCAUCCAAAAUCCCCACCAGAGACACCGACUGCAGCAGUCCUUUGAAAAACACACUAAAAUUGUGUUUCACUAUAAUAGGAUCAAAUACUGGCAUGACAGACUUGACUGCAAAUGUAAACUAUACACUAACACUUGAUGCCAAACGACAAAGCUACCGAGCCUACUUUUCACCGAAAAACCGUGUUCGAUUUGGCAUGAUAUCUGUGUCGAUGCAGGAGAAGUGCAAUCAGCAUGAAUUUUUUAUAGAGUCCUGCCCCAAUGAUGCACUAAAUCCAUUAUCUAAUGAGUUAGUGUAUACGUUUGAGGGUCUUCCUAUUGUAAGACAGAACAAUCUACGGCCGAUGCUGCUUCCUACCACAAAGACCACCUUAGAUACCAAUCUGGAUUUUGAAAUAAACUGUGGAAUCGAUAACAUCUGCAUUGAUAAUCUCAAGGUGGAUUUUAACUUUUCUGGAUACUCAGUCAUACAAGUUGGAAUAAUGCAGGAUAUGAAUGUAACUGUCUUUGUAGAGAACAGAGGGGAAAAUUCCUACAACAGUCGAGUAAUUCUCAAAUACCCAUUUGGACUUUCCUUCAGGAGAGUCACCACUAAACAGGGCAGACUGGAGUGUGUAUCUUUGGACAGUGAUGAAAAAGCUGCGCUGGGGGAGACUACAUGUUUCAUCAGUAAACCCAUCUUCAAGAAUAAUGGUUUGGCUACCUUUGAUGUUACAUAUAGCAUAAACAAAGAAAGUAACUUUGACAGGACGGUGACGUUCACUGCAAAUGCUUUCAGUGACAAUGACAGACAUUCACCUGACAAUGAACUAUUCAGAAGGAAAACCAUUGAUGUUAAAUAUGCCAUCUACAUUGCAUUGAUCAGGCAUGAGAAUUCCACUAUCCACAUUAACUUUACUGCAGGGAAAAAUGACCUUGAGAAACCAGUCCACCAAAUAUUCAAGGUGGAGAAUGACCUCAGGGAUUUGAACGUCAACAUUUUCAUCAGAGUACCCAUAAAAUUAGGAGUUAAGGACAUCUGGACUAAUAACAACUUGCAGAUUCAAGGCUGCAAUGCAGAGAGAGUUGAGCAGCCUACAAUCCCAGAUUUUGUGGCAGCACUGCAAAAACAGCCUGAGGUGAAUUGCUCCGUAGCUGUAUGCAGAGUGUUUAAAUGUGCUGCAAAUCUCAUUAGAAAGCAAAUGAAAUUCUACGUCAUCUCUGGUAAUGUCAGCUCUGGAUGGAUUGAACAGACUGGACUGCGUUCAGCAGUUUUCGAGCUGGUCAGUACAGCAACACUGGACUAUAACAAAACAGCAUAUAUCUUCUUCUCCUUUGAUUCUAUAAACACUGCACCUGUUGGCAAGAUUAAUACCCAGGUAGAGGUGUAUGAGGAGAAAUUACCCCUUAAGGAGACAAUUGGAGGUGUUGUAGGAGGGCUUGUGCUUUUGGCUCUUAUCACUGCUGGCCUCUACAAGGCUGGGUUCUUCAAAAGCAACUAUAAGAAGAUGUUGGAGGAAGCAGGAGCAGGGGCUGAGGGACCCAGAGGAGACGCAGAGGCACUAAGUCAAGAAUGAUCACUCUGCUCUACAUUUCCCGUUACGCUUAAUCUUAUUUGUAGUAUAAGGUGUCCUUAAUCCUAAGGAAAAUUUCAGGAGAGUAUACAGUGCUCUUCUGAUUAAUUAUAAAACCUAAUUUCAACUUGUAUAUGGGGAAAAUGCAUUAGCAACCAUUUUGCCUUUUGCUAGUCAGUUGGAAUUUCUCAGAGAAAAAGAAAACUUGCUUAGAACUUACAGCAUUAACUUUCUCUUAUAGCUGCUGCAGCUUAUAGUAAUGUUUAGGCAAGCUUACAAUCAAGUAUGAAGGUUGGCAUGCUGUAUUUACCAACAUGCAUAUUUGAUUUCAUUUAAAAUUUUAUGUUACAUGCACACAGACGUCACCCUUUAAAUUGCAGAUACAGAAGUGUAGAACAUGUCAAAGAGGCACAUCUGUACUUUGGUUAUUGAAAUGUGUUCAAACAUUGACUGGUGAUUUGAGAUCACAUUUUACUAACUGAAACUCCUAGUUGCCCAAAAACCUAUUUUGGCACAUUUUGAUGUCUUUGUAAUAAUGCUGGAUUAUUUCUUAAGAUAACUAAUGGCAUAUAACUUUGUUGUAUUGCUCAGACAUACAAAAAAAUACAGCCUAAUAUGUAAUGAUGGAAAUACAAAAUAAAUAUUUUAUUUGAAUGGAUAA
Pangasianodon hypophthalmus (striped catfish) is the source of this 4206-nucleotide messenger RNA. Its product is annotated as integrin alpha-X. Lineage: Eukaryota; Metazoa; Chordata; Actinopteri; Siluriformes; Pangasiidae. Bases 102 to 3548 code for a protein of 1148 amino acids. Gene Ontology annotation, cellular component: external side of plasma membrane; integrin complex. Gene Ontology annotation, biological process: integrin-mediated signaling pathway; cell-cell adhesion; cell-matrix adhesion. The record is from RefSeq and is a predicted model, not a curated record. The transcript has 30 exons. Gene Ontology annotation, molecular function: integrin binding.